AAUAGUGUUGCUAUGAACCAAUUGUUAACUAUCUAUUCAUUGAUUCAAAAACCCUAAAAUUAUUGGACAUUGAUUUGGUUAAACCCGGAUCAUAGCAGAUAGUGUCUGAACUCUGAAGUAUGAUUCUUGGUGGAUGUUAUGUUCUACGUAUUAUAUUGCGGUAAGAUUCUUUGCCUAAAGAGGUGAAGUUUGGGGACGUAACAUGCGAGAGAGAAGCCAUGAUGAGGCAAGCUCUCCACCUGUUCGACAACUUUCCUCACACAAUCAUCCAGUGCCUCGAUUCCACUACGGCUUCUCUAUGCCAGGCGCGACAAGCUCAUGCCCACAUCCUCAAAGCCGGCCUAUCCAACCAUGCCGAUCUCACCACCAAGCUCCUCUCGCUCUACGCCAAUAACCAUUGCUUCGCCGAAGCGAACCUCGUCCUUGACUCUGUCUCGGAGCCCAACGUAUUCACAUUUUCUACCCUCAUCCAUUCGUUUUCAAAACUCAGUCGAUUUCGAGACGCGCUCCGUGUUUUUUCUCGAAUGAUAUCUCAUGGUCUUGAGCCUGAUGCACAUGUUUUCCCUAGCGUCUUCAAGGCUUGUGCUGGACUACCGGCCGUGAAAGCCGGGCAACAGGUUCAUGGCAUUGCAUCAGUAUCUGGGUUUGAUUCGGAUUCGUUUGUCCAAUCCUCAUUGUUCCAUAUGUAUGUGAAAAGUCACCGUGUUAGAGAUGCCCACAACUUGUUUAGUAAAAUUACUCAACGGAAUGUGGUUUUAUGGAGUGCUUUGAUUUCUGGUUAUUCUAGACGUGGAUGUAUAGACGAGGCGAAGCAGCUCUUUUAUGAGAUGAGGGAUACGGGUGUUGAACCCAAUUUAAUAUCGUGGAAUGGUAUGAUUGCGGGGUUUAAUCACAGUGGUUCAUAUACUGAGGCGGUUUUCAUGUUCCAAAAGAUGCAUUUAGAAGGUUUCCAGCCUGACGGGUGUAGCAUUUCUAGUGUUCUUCCUGCUGUAGGAGACUUGGAGGAUUUAGAUAUGGGUAUCCAAAUUCAUGCUUGUGUAAUUAAGCAGGGUUUGGGAUCGGACAAGUGUGUUGUCAGCGCACUCAUUGAUAUGUAUGGGAAGUGUGCCUGCAGGUCAGAAAUGUCAGAGGUUUUUAAUGAAAUGGAUGAAAUGGACAUAGGUGUUUGCAAUGCCUUAGUUACGGGGCUCUCACGAAACGGUCAAGUUGAUGAUGCACUGGAGGUAUUCAAGCAAUUUAGGUGCCAAGGGAUGGAACUGAAUGUCGUGUCUUGGACAUCAAUGAUUGCUAGCUGUUCUCAAAAUGGGAAAGAUAUGGAGGCUUUAGAACUUUUCAGAGAGAUGCAAGUUGAGGGAGUGAAGCCAAACUCCGUGACAAUCCCUUGCUUGCUUCCAGCUUGUGGCAAUAUUGCAGCACUACUGCAUGGGAAAGCAGCCCAUUGCUUCUCUCUCAGAAGGGGGUUCUCUAAUGAUGUGUAUGUGGGCAGCGCAUUAAUUGAUAUGUAUGCAAAGUGUGGAAAAAUCCAAUUGGCUCGUCUUUGUUUUGAGAAAAUGCCCUCCAGAAAUUUGGUGUGCUGGAAUGCAAUUACGGGUGGAUAUGCGAUGCACGGAAAGGCUAAGGAAACCAUGGAGGUUUUUGACUUGAUGCAGAGGACAGGGCAGAAGCCUAAUUUUAUCAGCUUCACUUGUGUAUUAUCUGCAUGCAGCCGGAAUGGCCUGACUAAAGAAGGGUGGUAUUACUUUAAUAGCAUGUCACAAGAGCAUGGUAUCGAAGCUAGAAUGGAGCAUUAUGCUUGCAUGGUAACACUUCUCAGCCGUGUAGGAAAACUUGAAGAGGCUUAUUCUAUGAUCAAGAAUAUGCCAUUUGAACCCGACGCUUGUGUUUGGGGUGCUUUGCUCGGUUCUUGUGGAGUUCACAAUAAUGUGACUUUAGGUGAGGUUGCUGCAAGGAAACUCUUUAAGUUAGAACCAAGAAAUCCAGGGAACUACAUACUUCUGUCAAACAUUUAUGCUUCCAAGGGCAAGUGGAUUGAAGUGGAUAAAGUAAGGGAUAUGAUGAGGAGUAUGGGUUUGAGGAAGAAUCCUGGUUGUAGUUGGAUUGAGGUCAAGAACAAGGUACACAUGCUUCUUGCGGGAGACAAAUUGCACCCUCAAAUGGACCAAAUUAUUGAGAAGCUAGAUAAAUUGAGCAUGGAGAUGAAGAAAUCAGGUUACUUUCCUAAUACCAACUUUGUUCUCCAAGAUGUGGAUGAACAGGACAAAGAGCAGAUUUUAUGUGGGCACAGUGAGAAGUUAGCAGUAGUUUUGGGGCUUCUGAAUACUAGUCCAGGUUCUCCUCUUCGGGUCAUUAAGAAUCUAAGAAUCUGUGGUGACUGCCAUAAUGUUAUAAAAUUUAUAUCCAGCUUUGAAGGGAGGGAGAUUUCUGUUAGGGACACGAAUCGCUUUCAUCAUUUCAAAGACGGAUUUUGUUCUUGUGGGGAUUAUUGGUAAACUUCUGGAAUGGCCAGCUGUGGAAAGCCAUCAUUACUCUAAAGGAAUGAAGGUAGUUCUCACCAUUGGCAUGCAUUGCAGUGUUUUUAAGUGUUCUGGGCCCAAAGAGAAACGAUUGUUAUAAAAUCGUAGACAAUUUUUGUUCAAUUUUGCAUACGUGUCA
Molecule: messenger RNA, 2652 nt
Organism: Alnus glutinosa
Lineage: Eukaryota; Viridiplantae; Streptophyta; Magnoliopsida; Fagales; Betulaceae
Product: pentatricopeptide repeat-containing protein At1g20230
Exons: 1
Coding region: 219-2489 (756 amino acids)
Biological process (GO): RNA modification
Molecular function (GO): protein binding; RNA binding; zinc ion binding
Source: RefSeq, a predicted model, not a curated record